Messenger RNA from Beauveria bassiana ARSEF 2860, 639 nucleotides. Its product is annotated as proteasome A-type and B-type. The record is from RefSeq and is a predicted model, not a curated record. The coding region runs from base 1 to 639 and encodes 212 amino acids. The transcript has 5 exons. Gene Ontology annotation, molecular function: threonine-type endopeptidase activity. Gene Ontology annotation, cellular component: proteasome core complex. NCBI's taxonomy places the organism in Eukaryota, Fungi, Ascomycota, Sordariomycetes, Hypocreales, Cordycipitaceae.
AUGGAGCACCUGAAGAAGGGCGAGGUCAACCUGGGUACCUCGAUUAUGGCGGUUACAUUCAAGGAUGGAGUUAUUCUCGGCGCUGACUCAAGAACUACGACGGGCGCGUACAUUGCCAACCGAGUGACGGAUAAGCUUACUAGAGUACACGACACCAUCUGGUGCUGCCGGUCGGGCUCGGCAGCCGAUACACAGGCAGUCGCGGACAUUGUGCAAUACCAGCUGGGCAUGUUUGCGAUGCAGAGCGGCAAACCGCCGAUGACGCAAACCGCGGCGUCCAUUUUCCAAGAACUCUGCUACGCCAACAAGGACCGUCUAUCAGCUGGCUUGAUCAUUGCAGGCUGGGACGAGCGGUUCGGCGGCCAAGUCUACUCGAUCCCGCUGGGCGGAUCGCUGCACAAGCAAGCAUACGCGAUUGGCGGGUCGGGAUCGACGUACAUCUACGGUUACUGCGACGCCAACUGGAAAGAGGGCAUGGAGGAGGCUGAGGCGGUCAGCUUUGUCAAGGGUGCGCUGCGCGAGGCCAUCAAGUGGGAUGGCAGCUCGGGCGGCGUGAUUCGCAUGGUGGUGCUGACGGCCAAGGGCGCGGACCGCCACCUGUACCUGCCCGACACGGACUAUACUGUGCGUCACGACUAA